GCGUCACGUCAUGGCUGGCAUGAAGCUUGAUUACUUUUCUUGCAAAAGUGAGCUUGGUUUUCUUUGAAAGCGGUGGUUUCUGCCAAUGUUUUGACUUUUAUUUACGUUUCGACUAGAGUACGAUAUGUUUGGUUAGAUGAAAUAAAACGAAGUGUUCGUGUGAGGAUAUGCGUUGUUUGCUCUAGAGAAAGGUGUAAAUCCAUAACAAAAUGAACGACGGGGAUUGGAUAUGCAGUGAUGCGAAUUGCGGAAAUAUUAAUUUUGCACGCAGGGCUUCAUGUUAUAGAUGUAAUAAAGAAAGACCCGACAGUUCCAAAGCCUUCAAAAAGAAACUAGGCACAGAAAUAGGAAAGACUGCAGCUGAAAAGUCUCGUGGCUUAUUCAAUGCCGAUGAUUGGCAGUGCAACAAAUGUGCUAAUGUUAACUGGGCCCGGCGUCAGACUUGCAAUGUUUGUAAUGCACCAAAGUACGGCGAAGUGGAAGCGCGCACCGGUUACGGUGGAGGUUACAAUGAGCGCGGCGUUGUGGAGUACCGGAGACGUGAACCAUCCUCUGAUGAUGAAUAUGAUGAAUUUGGUAGAAAAAAGCGCAAACGUAAGGCAGACUCCCAAGAGAAAUCCGAAAAGGUUGGCAUCACUGAAGGAGCAGUAUUCAAAAGCUUGCCACCAACAGUGCUGCAGAUGGAAUCAAAUAAAGAACGUAAAAUGCCAGUCCUUGGGCCAAACAUAUCACUAAUUACAAAUAAUCCAAAAGAUAAAAAAAAUGGCAAUCUUAGCGAUAGCUCCAUGUGUGAAAUUCCCUCACUAACAAAUGCAGGAGUUAGCAGAUAUCAACAAAUGAACAAUCCGAGACAAGAUUAUAUGUUACCCUCUUACAAACCAAAUGGUACUCAAACAAGAAAGAGAUUCUUAAGUGCCGGUGAUAGGGAGCAAGCAGCUUCAUCAGGCUAUGAGACUGGCUCAAAAAAGAGUAAACAUGAUAGCACAGACUCUCUUAUACCUAAAAUGUAUAACCCAGUAAUGGAAAAUAGGGUUUCAUCCACAAAGAAUGAUCUCGUUUACAAAUUUACAAGACAAAAUCCAGCUGAAGACUUUCAAGUAACCUACACCCUAGAAGAACGAAUAAGAAGUGCAGCUUUUGCCAUUGUGUACAAUAACUGUAAAAUUACAACAGAUAAAUUUGAAGCAUUAUAUGACAAACCAGCACCAGAUUUUAAAACAAUCUUUGCCUGGAGACAGCGGCUUUUGAGCACAGGUUGUUUAGUAGAUUCACAUACGGAAUUAGAAAAAUCUGGAAUGGCUACUGACAAAAUCAAAUCUCAAGACAGAAAACCAGUUUGUAAAUUGCCUAAUCCUGAUGAAAUUAUUAUUGACUCUGACAGUGAUGAGGAGGAACCUAAUCAAAAUCUAGAAAAAUCUGGAAGAAGUAUGAGUGCUGAAACUUUGUUCAUUGGAGGGAGUAGAGAAUUGCCAGCAGCUGGUAGCUCAGCCAGCACUGUGGAUGGAAGAGGAUCAGGAGGAAGAAGUUGUUCUCAAUCCACACACCGACGUACUCGUUCGAAUUCCCGCGACAGCCAAGACUCUAACUAUCCAGAUACUGAUUCAGAAAAGGGCUCCAAAUCUGUGAACCCAAGAAACGUUCUGAAAUCAUUAAACACAUCAACUAGACAGUCCACCCAUGGAUCUGACUCUGAUUCAGUGUCCUAUAACAGUGAGGAAGAUAACUUCUUGUCAAGAGUAUUUGGAGAAGGCAGGAAGAGACGUAAAGUGAAGAGAAGACCCCUCCCCGUGGCACCUACACCUAAACUUAGUAGUUAUAUGUCUAACGACGUCAAUACUUUUGAAGGAUACAGUACAGUUAAGAAGGCAGAACAGUCGCCUUUAGUGACUGGUAACAUCUACACAGCUAAUCUCCGUAAUAUGAAUGUAAAAUCUCGUGAAAAUAUUGAUAUUGAUGGCUGUUCGAGUGAGUAUGUUCCUACCAAACUGGGUUCUACUGCUAAAAAGAAUUAUCAAGAGUUUAAAGACAAUGUUCGAAAGAAAGGUUACUGGGCUAAGGGUAAUGGAACUUCUCUGGUGAUAAACAGGCAUAAUAUGUCAAUGGAUGUCAUUCAUAAAACAAAUAGAACCCCAAAUAAACCAAUAGAUGAACCAGUCAAAGCUGUGGAAAUUCACCAGUAUGUUACUGCACAGUCUAAAGCUGUAAAUAAUCAAGCAGAUGAUUUCACUAAAGAUGACAUUGAGAAUUUCGUCAGCACUGAACAUUAUAUGCCUUUUGAUAAACCAGUCAAAACAGAUAAAAAUUGUGUUAUAAGUGAUACUACUGAGAACACUGAUCGCAUUUUUGCUGUAGUGCAAUCUAAUAACACUGCUAAAAACAGAAGUAUUUUAGACAUUUUUGAUAUUAGUGACCCAGCUCAAGGAAGUCCAGAUGCUGAAAAUGAUUUGGAAAAGUAUGAUAAUGUGAGAAAAAUGUAUGAGAAUGAGUGGGAUGAAGAGGAUGAAGCACUCUAUAAAAAUUCAGAAUGUGAUGAUCAAGCAGUAUCAGGUGGGCAACAAUCUCCAGCUAUCUCCAACAGGCCUGAGAGUCCCACUUCUGACAUGUUGUACACAACUGACAAAAAGCCUCAGCGAGAACAACCUGGUGAUAAGAAUUUGAUACCAGAAUUCAUCAAAGAUAAACAUGAAAUGCUUUUGGACAUGUUAAAGGAUUUUCAGAAUAAGGAAAUAAGUCAGAUGGUAUCUCCACUGAAACAUGGGACCCCUCAGCGGCAAGAGGAGAAUUUGCAUCACAAUAUAAUUGAUACCAGCUUUAAUAAUUCUAUGGUUGAUCUGGAAUCAAUCCCAAAUCCUGUCGCACAUAAACAUGACACAAUUCCAAGUCUGCUUAUCACCAGAAAUGAUUGUAUUCCUAACCCUGUAGUCAGUAAGCCUGAGCGGGCUGUGAAUAUGCUCAUGGACAGAUCUGAAUGCACCCCAAGUAAUACUUUCAACAGAACUGAUAGAAUCAUCAAACAUCCUUCUGACCCACAUCUUAGAACUUCAGAUCUGCCAGUAAAUACAUCAGACUUGUUUAUGAAUCAAAACAUAAGAAGACCUGAUCCAGUUCAUAACGUUUUUGUCCCUGGAGUUUCCCCUAUUCCAAAUCUUAACAUAUCAAGAUCUGACAGGAUUUCAAAUCACAAUAUGGAAAGGAGUGAUUUGAUGCCAAAUCAUAAUAUUCCCAGAGCAAGUCAGGGUCUGAAUUAUGUAAUACCUGGAUCUGAUUUAACAUAUAAAGCAACCCUUAACAGACCAGAACAAAUGACAAAGUACCACAUGGCAAGACCUGAACAAGUACCAAACUAUUCCAUGUCUAGAUCUGAGUUAAACCCUAAUUUUAAUAUUCCUAUACCUGAGCCAAUUCCGAAAGAAGCGUCACUUGAAAUUUUACGUUUAUCAGAAAAAGUUGGUAGUCAAGUUACUGAAGACAUUCCUAAAACAAUUAGUCCUUCAAAGCGAGUACAUAUCCUUGAAUACGUCACUAUUCAGCCUGGUUCAUUGCCACAGAAGAUUGUCCCAACAAACCAAAAUAACACAUCACAACAUGCAAGUCCCAAUGCACCACAGUCAAAUAACACAAACUUCGUGAAUUCAAGCCCUAAUGUUGACGCAAGUAAAGAUACUCCUGCAAAAAUUACAGAACAACAACAGCCUGUGGCCCAAGUGGACUUGUCAAAUUUAUUAGCUGGCAUAAACACUAACACAUUACUAUUAGCAUUGCAAAAUCUUCAGCAAAUAAACCAAAAUUCUUCACCUAAACAUAGUGAACCAACCAAUGCUGAGCAACAAGACACAGAACAACCUGUGCAAGUCACGGAAACCAUCAACUUGACUAAUGACGAAGACUGGGAGAAGGAGUCUAACAGAGAUGGGAGCAUUGAGAGGCAGUUGGAGAAACUGGACGGCAACACUGACACUCCUUUUUUAAGUGAUAUUUUUGACCCGGGCCCAGUUGUUAUACCUCCUAACAUCGUGAGAAAGUUAAACCUGAAUAUACAACACCCAGAAGAAGAUAAAACUAACAAUACUUCGCAAACAAAUGAAAAUGCACCGGUUAUAGGGAACUUUAAAAGUUUUGCUUUACCAAAACCUAUUCUAUUGAAUAGGUUGAAACUGACUGUGAAAACCGCCGAUAAGACUACGAAAAGCUCAGGCAAAAGGGCGAAGCGAAAGAAUAAGAGCAAGUCGUCUCCGGCGCCGGGCCAGCCCGAAGGGGAGGAGGACGAGGAUGAGGAGUCGGGCGACGAAGCUGACCUCUCCAAGUAUGACUUAUGGGGCAGCGACGCUGAGCAGGGCAACUCAUCUAAAACUGAUAAUGCGGAUAAAGCAAAAGACGGCGAGGGUUCCAAAGAGGGCGGGUCCGACAGUCAGGACGACAAAAACGACAACACUUCGCCACACAAGAGUAAGAGAAGGUCUAGGAGUUCCUCUUCCUCAUCAAGCUCGUCUUCUAGUUCCAGUUCUAGUCACAGUUCCACAGCUCCUAAAAACAAAUUCGACGAUUUCAACUUGAACAGUGAGCGCGAGUCGCCCCCGAAGGGUCGCAAGUCGCGGUCUCGCUCGCGGUCGCCGCGCUCGCGGGCCCCCGCCCGCCGCAAGUCUCGCGACAGCCGCUCCGCCGGAGAAACAAGCAGGAGCCACGAGUCAUCGCGCGACAAGGAGUACUCCCGCGACCGCGAGCGACGCGACAGGUCGCGCGGCAGUCGCGAGCGCAAGGAGCGGCGCUACAGCCGCGACGGCGGCAACCACUACAACUCGCGCGGCCGCCACCGCUAGGCCGUCUCCCGCCUACUCCCCUUGCGCCACAAACAACAAACAUAGUUAUACAAAAUAGUCUUAAUUCAUAUGUAUGCAGCUCUUGUCAAACUGAUUGCAUAUAAGGUUUUAUAGCUGUCUAAAUAGGUCUGUUUGAUAAAAAAUAAACUUUUUAAACUGUUCUCUCCUAUGCAAAUGAUGCAACUGAAUCUUGUCGAAAGUGUCUAAUUUAGGGACUAAUUGGAAUUUAUUACUAAUUUGUAGGUUCGUAAAAUAAUUAUUGUAUAUAGUACAAUGUUGUGGCUUAAUCCACACAUUUUUAAAGUUAAGAUGUACGUUAUUGUUACUCGCGAGUCCAAAUGAUUAAAUUGGUAAAUGUCAAACAUUUUAUGUGUUUACUGUUUGUGAUAAUUGCUUAUUAGAAAUUCAAAGAAUAACAUUAAUCAUACGUAGCGCGCUUGAUAGAAAGAGAUCUCAAGAUAGUCACGGUACAUUAUUUUAAUGUGUUUUGCGAAGUAAGAGUUUCGGAUUCAAAAACAAAAUCAAUUAUGUUACUACACCUAAAAAUCACCUUAACAUCAUUAGUGUCAAAUAUAUUCAAAAUGACUAUUCAAAUAUGAGACAAUAAACGUACUUUCCAGAUACGAAAGUACGCAACGAUUCCAUGACGCUAUGUUCGUUUCUCACGUCACUCGCAUUUGAAAUAAAAACAUUUUACUUUGUUCCCUGGAGAGAUGGGGAUCCAAUGGGAUGUUUUUGCAACUAUAGUCCAUCAGAGUGGAAGCAUUCUCCACGAUGCGACUCUAUUUUAAAAUGUAGCGUCCUUAAUAGGGCUACCGUUCUGGACAAUAUUAAAUAAUAAAUAUAGCUAUAAUUACGCAAGUCCUGGCGAUAUCUUCCGAUGCGCUGAAGAGGAAACGAGGAGCUAGAAAAGGCUAGGAUCGGUAAGAAGGUCCGAUAUAUAAAUCAUAGUCCUAGUGGCAACUGUCGAAGACAGAAAACAGAAGACAAGAUAAUAUAGGGCUCCCACACAUAAUUGCGAACUUGCUUCACUAAUAUCUGCUAACUCGCACGAAUGCACCGCAAGAACUUCCGAUCUUAUUUGCAUCAUACGAUAUUAUGUCAUACUUGGUGACGCCCCUUUUACAAUACUACUUUCUACAAAACGGCUUGCCGCACAAAAUCGUAUGGCAGAUGGGAGUUCCUGCGAUGCGGUAUCAAAUUCAAAUUCCUUUAUUCAGUAAGAUAUCGGAGAUCCACUGUGUUAGUAACAAAACAAAGUACGUGCAUUUUAGUGCAUUUUCUUGGGUGAUAGCUACAGUAAUUAAUGAAAGCCAUGUCUUCGCACAAACCUGUUAAAUAGUUUUCGACGUUUGCCACACACUAACAACGACACUCUUUAGCGUUUAUACCAUUAUCUAGACCUAAACUUCAAACAGGUUCUUCAAAUCCUAAAACAUAAUGACUAUUUUCGUGGAUACAAUGAUACAGCGAUUUGGUUGUGAAAAAUCUGUCGGCGAUGCUAGGUUUCGCCUCUCUGAGUCGAAAACAAAAGAAUGUAAUGUUUUAAUGAUCCUUUGAAAUUAGAUUGUCACAUCUGUGAGAAGGCCAGAUUCAUGUUAAUUUGUAUCAGAAUCAACUUCAAAGAAAUUGGCUUUUAAAAUGGGAAGGUCUGAAUAGCUGUACUGGAUGUAAUAAUGAUCGUGAAUUAAUGACUAAUGAUGAGAAAGACUGAUUGGUAGAUGGUUAAGAGCCGUGUUAAUGAGUAGCCCGAUGCGUAGUGGAGUGGGCUAUGGGAAGUUACUGUUACAUCAGUGUCAGCCUAUCCUUACGCUAUCCUUUAACGUGUGAUAUUGUAACUUUGUAAAUAAUAAUCGUAAAACAUAAUCGCUUCUUAACGAAUAAGGUUUGAUAUAAAAAUAUGUAUAUCACAGGAAAAUUGUUGAUGUCUUGUAUUGUCGUCGUUUCUCUCUCAUGAUUAUAAUUUUCUUGCAAAAUGUUUUGUAGCCGGUGAAAAGACAAUUUUGUUAAUUUUUGAAUACCUAGAUACGAAUUACAUAUAUGUAAGCUAACAUUGUAUGGUAAUUGAUUUACCAUUAAAACAUAAUAAAAUCCA
This is a messenger RNA of Helicoverpa zea (corn earworm), 6912 nucleotides long. RefSeq lists its product as uncharacterized. NCBI's taxonomy places the organism in Eukaryota, Metazoa, Arthropoda, Insecta, Lepidoptera, Noctuidae. Bases 210 to 4817 code for a protein of 1535 amino acids. The transcript is spliced from 8 exons. The record is from RefSeq and is a predicted model, not a curated record. Gene Ontology annotation, molecular function: RNA binding; lipopolysaccharide binding.